Messenger RNA from Anopheles darlingi, 1797 nucleotides. Its product is annotated as putative transcription factor SOX-15. Gene Ontology annotation, biological process: regulation of transcription by RNA polymerase II. Lineage: Eukaryota; Metazoa; Arthropoda; Insecta; Diptera; Culicidae. Gene Ontology annotation, molecular function: RNA polymerase II cis-regulatory region sequence-specific DNA binding; DNA-binding transcription factor activity, RNA polymerase II-specific. The transcript has 8 exons. Gene Ontology annotation, cellular component: nucleus. The record is from RefSeq and is a predicted model, not a curated record. The coding region runs from base 1 to 1797 and encodes 598 amino acids.
AUGGCUGAUGAUGAUCCGGUGAACCCGGUGGCUGCCGGUGGUGGUGAUGGUGGUGGUGGUGCCGGUCUGGUGCCAGAAGUGCCCGGAGCGGACAGGGAUAAUGGUGAAGCGAUAGCAUCCGAGGCAACAGCAGCAGCAGUAGCAGCAGUAGUUCCGAUUGAUGACGAUCUCCACCAUGAACACGAGCAGGAGCGGCGGCCGGUAACGGUAACGGGGUUUGCCGUCGCCUGCCACGAGGAUCACCUGAAGGCGGCCGUCCGGGCCGUGUUCGAUCGCUCCAACUGGACACCGGCGGCCAUCAGCGCAAGACCGCUGCCGAAGAAGAAGCGCGAAUACAUCAAGCGGCCGAUGAACGCGUUCAUGGUGUGGGCCCAGACGGCCCGGCCCAUGAUCGCCGGUCGCGAGCCAAAGAUGCAGAACGCCGAGAUAAGCAAACAUCUGGGCACGCUUUGGCGGCAGCUGUCGGCGGAGGAGAAGAACCCGUUCGUGAAGCGGGCCGAGGAGCUGCGGGAGCAGCACAAGAAGCAAUACCCGGACUACAAAUAUCAGCCACGUCGGAAGCAGGCGGCCAAGGCGGCUGCAGCGGCGGCGGCCGCUGCGACAGCUGCGGCGACGGCGGCGGCGGCACUGGACAAGCGUCAGCACCACCAACACCAUCACAGUAACCACGGUUCACCUUGCGCUGGCAGUGGUAACGAGCUGGAGCAGCAGCAGCAGCAGCAACAGUAUGGCUCGGUUGCCCGGAUGACGUCACCGGCACGGGGUCAUGGAGGUGGGCGUCGUGACCGCACGACAGCCAACGGUGGUAGCCGGCGACGCCCGGCACCGUACACCAGCAUGGAGGUAACGACGACGAGCGCGACGCCGACCACGAUCUGGACCGUCGAGUAUGGCCAUACGCCACUGGUCGGUGGUAUCGUGUACGAGGAGCCACCGGGCGACCACCAGCGUUCCCCACUCGCGAAAACCGAACCGGACCAUCCCGCCGCCUACCACCCAUCGGUUGCGGCCCCGACCGGCACACCGCAACACUGCCAGUGGGUGGUACCGCUGGCGGAUAGUCCCGGUGAUCCGUCACCGGACGUCGCCAAUGGAAGCACAACCACCACCACCACUAUCAAGCACCCCGAUCAAGCCACCGGCUGCUGGGACCUACUGUCACCGGUAACGGUGUCGCUGGCAAGCGUCGCCGACGUCAUGGACGUCGGUUCACCGCCGCAACACAGCAACGGUAGCGGUACGCUGCUGCACGAGCUGGAGCACCGGUCCGUGCACACCGGUCCGUGUAGCCGCUGGGACUAUGGCCGGCUGUACGAUGGGCUGGUCGGUGAGGAGGUGCUACUGCUGCAGCUGCACGGUGGCUCUUCUACUGGACCACAGCAGUCCAGCUACGGCCCACCAGGUUCCAGCUUCACCACACUGUUGCAGGCAGUAGGACGACCGGCCGCUAAUGGUAGUGGUGGUGGCAAUGAGGUAGUGAGCUGCUAUCUGCAUGGUGGCAGCACCGGUACACCAUCAACCGACAGCUCAUCACCAGAUCUGAUGCAAACGCUUCGCUACUCGCCACCGUACGAACAGACGCCGCAACCGUACAGCAGCACCCCAACGGUGCCCCAGUAUGGCAUCGUACCGAGUGCACCGGUGACCACCACCACCACCGUACCGGUCACCCCUUCCAACUAUCUGCCCAUGCAGCCGGUACCGAUGAUGCCGAUGAGCGGUCACUUUCCACCGGCUGUGACCGCGAGUGGUGCUGCGAGUCGCAACGAUUAUCAACCGAUGAACGCGCCCCUAUAG